This is a messenger RNA of Periconia digitata, 2790 nucleotides long. Lineage: Eukaryota; Fungi; Ascomycota; Dothideomycetes; Pleosporales; Periconiaceae. The record is from the annotation of a GenBank genome assembly.
CGUGUGAGCUAUAACUCCCCGCGCGUGUUCACGUUCGUUCACACUCAUCUCCAUCACUCAAUUGAUUGUCCCCGGCCUCUCUCCAUCAUGCCUCCCAAGAAGAAGGCUACACAGCCACUCAAUGGCUACACCCUCGCGUUGAGUGGUACUUUCCCCGGUCAGACGCAGCAAGCUUUGCAGAGCACUAUCACGUCUCUCGGUGGUGAAGUCGCCAAAAGCAUAACGGCGGAGACCUCUAUCUUGGUAUCAACCACCGCAGAUGUCAACAAAAACUCCAAGAAAGUCCAGGAUGCACAGUCGGCCGACAUUCCCAUCGUGUCCAUUGAUUGGCUCAAUGACAGCUCGUCCAACUCCAAGGCAAUGGAUACUGACAGUUAUCUACUGGUUGGAGGCUCAACUGCCCAACCGCCAGCUGCCGCUGCCAACGGAAAAGGGAAGAAGCGUGCAGCCUCCACUUCAGCACCUUCACAAUCUGCUGUGGCCUCCAAAGCUGCGAAAUUGGAUCCCGUGACUUCCGCCCCCAAACUAGAACCCAAGGUCGGCGAGGGCUCUCUCGCAAAAUCUCGCGAUAUCAAUAUUCCUGUUGACGAGUUUUGCCCCCUGCAAGCAUCCCGCGUCUAUGUGGAUGACGAUGGCGUCAUAUAUGAUGCCCUGCUCAACCAGACCAAUGCAUCGCACAAUAACAAUAAGUUCUACCGUGUGCAGCUUCUGCGAAAUCCAAGCGACAACACCUACAAGACUUGGACACGCUGGGGUCGAGUUGGCGACCGUGGUCAGAGUGCUCUAUUGGGUAGCGGCGACCUGGAAGAUGCCCUCAAGCAGUAUGACAAGAAGUUCAAAGACAAGAGCGGCUUAUCCUGGGAUAACCGCGGCGCCGACCCGAAGAAGGGCAAGUAUGCAUAUGUUGAGCGGAGCUAUGAAUCAGACAGUGAUGCCGAAGAUGAUCAGGGAGGAGCCGAAGCAUCUGAUCCGCAAGGACGAAGCGCAUCCCCCGCCAAGUCAACUCUCGCCGCUCCAGUCCAGGAUCUGAUGCGGCUCAUCUUUAAUACCGAGUACAUGAACCAAGCUAUGGCUUCGCUCAACUAUGAUGCGAAGAAGAUGCCUCUAGGAAAGCUCAGCAAGGCCACUAUCAACCGUGGGUUUCAGAUGCUGAAGGAGCUGGCUAACCAGCUCAACGGCGCUGCCUCGGCCGCUUCAGCGAGUGACAUCGAGCACCUGUCGAACACCUACUACUCGGUCAUUCCCCAUGACUUCGGCCGUAACCGCCCUCCAAUCAUUCGAGAUGCCGACACAUUGAAGAGAGAACUGGAUUUGCUUGACUCCUUAGGCGACAUGAAAGAAGCUGCUGCACUCAUGAAGAAGGAGCUCAAUGGGGCAGAGAAUAUCAGUCUCCUCGAUCGUCAAUUCAAAGGCCUCGGUCUAGAGGAGAUGACGGUCCUUAAUCGUCAUGAUAACGAAUUCCAAGAGCUAGAAUCGUACCUCAAGGUCACGAAAGGUGCGACUCACCACAUGAACUAUGAAGUCGUGAACAUCUUCCGGAUCGAGCGCAACGGCGAACUUGAUAGAUUCAAUAAGAGCCGGUUUGCAAAGGUUAAGAGCGAUCGGCGACUGCUGUGGCACGGAUCUCGUGCAACCAACUUUGGUGGUAUCCUAAGCCAAGGUCUUCGGAUUGCGCCACCUGAGGCCCCAGUCUCCGGCUACAUGUUUGGAAAAGGCAUCUACUUGGCUGACAUGUCCUCCAAAUCAGCAGGCUAUUGCUGUGCGUACAAUUCUGGUGGACAUGCUUUGCUUCUACUCUGCGAAGCUGAGUUGGGUCAGCCCAUGUACGAGCUGACAGGAGCAUCGUACUCUGCGGGCGAAGAUGCUUACAAGAGCGGGAGUUGCUCUACGUGGGGUAAGGGAAGGACAGGACCUCAGGUCUGGAAAGAUGCCGGCUCCGUUCACCCUUCUCUCGCCGGGAUCAAGAUGCCCGACGCCAACCACAACCCAACCGACACCAAUGUCUCUGGUGCCGGUCUGUAUUACAACGAAUAUAUCGCAUAUGAUAUCGCACAGGUCAAACUUCGGUACCUGUUCCGCGUCAAGAUGUAACGAUCGUCAGCAAGAGCUUGCUAGGCACCAAGCAUUGUCUUUCGUCAUUCAGCAUACGGAGCAUCCCGAGCAGCAUCUCAAAUUAGGUGCUUUUGCCUUCUUUCAAUAUUUCGUAUUCUUCUAUCAUAUCCUAGUCAUCCUUCUCAUUCCACGCAGCACAUUUAUCGAAUAACUCGGGAUGCAAUGUGCACGCGGCACUAUUCGAACACAAUGGAGGAUUCUGGGUCCAAACUAAGUCAAAAGUUAUGCGGCAUACCUAUUUCCUUGCAUUCAGUAUGCAUGAUGCUCGUAAGGUGGACAUGGUGAUUUUCACCCCAGUCGGGCUAGAACAGAGGUGGGACUCGGGCUCAUAAGUCUCUUGGUACGCUAUUUAACCCGUAUUCUGGGGUCGCGUCCCCAUAAUAUACCUAUAUUGCAUUUUGAUUGGUUCACACGUGCUCUCCACAGUAGAAGGCAAGACUUCAGGAUUGACUUGAUUCUCGGACCGGCUGCCUCUGUUCGACAGGCAAUGAGAGGCAGACUGUGCAAUAUCAGCCGUUGUUGCGACAUCCUCCAGAAGUAGGUGCUAUCUGCCCCCCACAAUGUAUGCGCAUAGUUACAUGGUGUUUGCCGACAUGUGUCCAGAAUCUGGUCCUGCGGAGCCGACAUGAACAAUAUUCUGAGUCUCGGCAUUUCCACUAUGCCUAAAAUCGCCAAUUU